Messenger RNA from Dendronephthya gigantea, 2160 nucleotides. RefSeq lists its product as uncharacterized. Bases 231 to 1487 code for a protein of 418 amino acids. Lineage: Eukaryota; Metazoa; Cnidaria; Anthozoa; Malacalcyonacea; Nephtheidae. The transcript is spliced from 8 exons. The record is from RefSeq and is a predicted model, not a curated record.
CCCUUCCGAUUUCAAGAGCCUAAUUCCAUACUGUAAGCCAAAGGCGCAAAACAUAUCGGAAAGGAAUGUAUAAGCUAGCUUUUCGGUUUAUGUAAAUGUUUUCUUGUCUGGCCGUCGCAUCGUAUUUGACUUCGGAAAGAGUUGUCAAAAAAACCUACAAGAGAUUCGUUUAGCGAACAGCAAGGGGAUAACUCACUAUCAGAUUAAAUAUUCAAUUAUUCCAUUGAAAAAUGACUUCAAAGCAUGUUCUGUUUGUGCUUCUUGGCUUAUUGUCUCAAGUGCUACGGAUUUCGUCUUAUUUUGAUGGUCCAGUCGGCGAUUCGGAUGUGUUCGAGAACCCAACUUGCCAACGAGAGGUAUUAGCGAGAAAUGCGUGCGAAUGUAAGAAGUUCAAUGCGGAGUGCGUCAGUUCUGGUUGCCAAAUAUGCAAAUGUAGAAAAAAGACGAGGAUCUAUCGUUCCGAUGUACGCAAGUGUUUGUCCGACAUUGAAGCGCGGGAUCCAUGGUGCCGUUAUCAAUUUGUCAAUACUCGAGCUGACAUUAUUCCAACUAUAAAUCUGUCAAAGAAAUGCCCAAACAACAAGUGUUCCAAGCCAAUCAACGCACCUUUUGACAAAACGAAGCUUUCGUGUCAAUUUAGUUGGGUAAAUUAUCUCGAGAAUGGAACGUGGCAUGAAAAAUCCAUCAUAAAAUUUCAAAAUACAUUUCACCUGCAAGGUUCGGACUAUUUUUCAGAUGAUGGAUACAUGUACAGCCUAGAGUGGAAGGGCUCAAGUCAAUCGCACAUUCGGAAACAACUGUUUCAAGUUUCAUUGGAAUGUCUGGAUCGCGACAACAUGAAAGAAACGUAUUGUUUGAUGUUCCGUGUCAGAGGUAAAAAUAAUCCUAUAUUGUACUCGGGAGCUGAAAUACGUCAGAAAACGACACACCCACAAACUAGCAGGACACACACAAAAUCUGACUUUAGAAAGGUUGUACAAACAAACGAGCCAACGCGAUUUCAGGAUAUUCGCAGACGAGAGGACGCAAAGAAAGAAAAAAUAGUUUUAGUAAAUGAUAACUUUACAGUCAUAUUAGCAGCAAUUGCAGGCGCUCUCGGAACAGCUCUUAUCAUUGUACCAAUUGCAAUGUUUUGUCGCAGGACGUCAAGAAGGCAUGGGUCAAUGGCAAUUCGAUCGCAUUCGGCUAACAGGGAAGAGCCAAGUUCUAGCUUUGCUGAAGAAAUCGAUAUUGAACCAAAAACGUCUGAAGAAACACUGAGCUCGUACACUAGUUUAACACCAAACCGGGAUCCACCAUCAAUCUAUCAGCCUUUGAGAAGAUUAAAUGCUGAUGAGCCUCCAGAUGAAGAACCAAUCUAUAUUUCCGUUUCUGGAGAUGACGAAGAAGAACCCGUCAAAGUUCCUCCAAUCUACCACGUCCUAGAAGAUUUAAGACAAAAGGAUGAAAGUGGGCAAGAAACCAGCCAAACUGAUGGCCAAUCCUAAGGGGGUACUGAUUGUAUUUAGAGGAUAAUUAGUCAUUAGUUGGAAUCACCCUUGAAUUCCCCCUUGGAAUCACUCGUGAGUAACCUUAAUUGUCACAAGAUGCCACAUGUACAGUAAAGCGAGGAUUCAUGUUCGAAAUAGAUUGUAGGACUUACUAUAACGUCGCAAGUAUCGAGCUGUUCAUGCCGAAUAUUAUCAGCAAAUCUUUAAUAUAAGGAGAAAGUGCGAUUUAUUUUAUAUUGCAUAUCUAGAACGGUUGAGACUGUUGACGGUCGAGACAGUUCUAGCUCUUGAUUUGCGAGUAGAGCUCUGAUUAUGUGGCGAUCGAUGCAAGUAAAGACAGUAGAGCUCUGAUUAUGUGGCGAUCGGCAACAACAGUGAUAAGUAUAUAUCCGGCUUAGGGCUUAACUAAACGAAAAGUAUAGAUUAAGUUAAUUCAAUCCAUACUACACAAAUUGAACAAUGUCAUGGUUGAAAAAAGAAGAUGUUGCCUGCUUCUACUAGCAGGACUUGUGGAAGUAAUUUGACUGAGUAACGAUAUGACACAUCGUUUAGCCUUUUAGUUAGUUGCCAGAAGUUGGCACCUACUCAACGCUUUUUGGCUGUAGCUUUAUUUCUCACACUUAAAGUAAAGCAAGUGGUGAAAAAUUUGGAAAAAAUGUAUAUAAUUCAA